UAUUUGUAACAGUGAGUACGAGUGAAUGCUCCUAGAUUUGAUUGUUGACAAAUCGGCGUCAUCAGGAUUCAAGAUACAAAUUCCACCGCAAAUAACUCCCUUUCCGCCCACCGCAGAACACUUCCUCCUCCAAAUAAUAAAUAUUUCUCCCUGGUAAGACUGCUUGCUUAUAAACAUCAGAUUGAUUACUUCUUCUCUCAUUUCCCACAUACGAUUCUUGAUUCGGAGCUGCGGUAUAAAUUUGAUAACCUCAGCAGUUUUAUCUGUGUAAAAUGUCGGAAAGCGUUUUCUCGAAGCUCUCAGACGAUGUUAUCCUCAACAUAUUCUACAAGCUGGAGGAGGAUCCUCGCAACUGGGCCCGCGUCGCUUGCGUCUCCACCAAAUUCUCCUCCCUAAUUCGAACCGUCUGUUGCAAGAUGAAAUGCACGCGGUCGAUCCCCGCUGUUGUUUCGGAUCUCCUUCCGUCUGCCGCCGCGCCUCCCGGCGUCUGGGCAUCGCUUUACAAGCUUGCCGUCUGCUGCCCCGGCCUUCUCCACUCUGGCGUCCUCCUCGAAAACUCAGAUUUCGGGCUUGAACGUGAAAUCGGGCCCGAUGAAAAUUACCAGGAAAACAGAUUGUUCCGAGCGAAUGAACCUGAAAAAGCUGCUUCCUCGAGUAAUGCAGGUCAUGAAUCAGUUGCUCCUGUUGACUGCGUCUGGUCGUUGUAUGAUGAUUUGCUAUACGAUACCUUGUAUAGUGAUGCUGAAACGUUGUCAAGAGAGGCGGCUGAAAUGCCCGAAGCUCGGCCUGAAGUCAGGGAGGUUGAAAAAGCGAAGCCCGAUUUUACUCUCUGUAAAAGGAGGAAGAUUUGCAGGCCACUCAGGUCGCAUCUGGCGUCGGGGGUGUGGAAUUUGAGCCGCGAGCAAGGCAACAAGCUGCUUGCAAGCAGAUUCAAAGGGGAUUGUUUGUACAUCUGCGAUUGGCCCGGAUGCAUUCACGUCGAGGAGAAGCGGAAUUACAUGUUAUUCCGAGGGAUCUUCAAGAAUUUCAAACAGUCGAGGGUUUGGAGGACGAUCAAUGAUGGGAACAGGAGCAAGAUUGAUUUGAAUUGUGCGUUUUGCGCCUCCAAACAGACGUGGGAUUUGCAUUCUUCGUUUUGUUUGAGGAGGUAUUUCGGGUUCCAUGACGAUGGAGAGCCAGUUGUUCGGGCUUAUGUUUGCGAGAACGGGCAUGUUUCAGGGGCAUGGACUGAUUGGCCUUUGUACAAUUGAAGCUUCAAUCUUGCUCGUUUAUGUCUGGAUUAUGAGGAAGUUGGUUUCCUUUUGAGUAUUUCUUUGAUGUCAUAAAAGGUAUUAUUUGAAUGUUUGUUUGAUUUUGGUUUCGUCAAUGUUCUGUACUUCUUCUGUAUUUGUAAAACACUAGUCAAUUGUGAGAGCCCAUUGUUUAUGAAUCAAGAAUUCUACCAUCAUUUUCCAGAUCA
Sesamum indicum (sesame) is the source of this 1459-nucleotide messenger RNA. RefSeq names its product F-box family protein (gene EID1). The record is from RefSeq and is a predicted model, not a curated record. Lineage: Eukaryota; Viridiplantae; Streptophyta; Magnoliopsida; Lamiales; Pedaliaceae. Gene Ontology annotation, molecular function: protein binding.